This is a messenger RNA of Apodemus sylvaticus (European woodmouse), 2885 nucleotides long. It is a transcript of the gene Nsl1, whose product is annotated as NSL1 component of MIS12 kinetochore complex. Bases 47 to 892 code for a protein of 281 amino acids. Gene Ontology annotation, biological process: mitotic sister chromatid segregation. Lineage: Eukaryota; Metazoa; Chordata; Mammalia; Rodentia; Muridae. The transcript is spliced from 6 exons. The record is from RefSeq and is a predicted model, not a curated record. Gene Ontology annotation, cellular component: MIS12/MIND type complex; kinetochore.
CAUCCUUCCGGUCUAAGCCAUUCCCGCCUUAGUUUAAACAGGGAAGAUGGCGGAUGUUCGUGUGACAGAAUUUGCUUCCGCCCCGCAGGAUCAAGAUGCCCAAGCCGCCUCAGACUCCCAGGCCACGGCAGCAGCCUCUGUCCUAGAGGACUUCCGAGUGCGCUGCACCUUGAAGAGGGCCGUGGUGGAAGUGAUGGAGAUGUGCAGCCGCUUUCUCCAGAAGCUCGGGGCCGUGCUGCCGGAGGACGUCCGCGAGCUCGCGCUGCGGGAUGCGCAGUGGACUUUUGAAUCGGCUGUGCAGGAGAAUGUCAGCAUUAACGGACAGGCCUGGGAGGAAGCUGAAGAUCAUUGUUUUAUGGAUUCUGACAUCAAAGUGCUUGAAGAUGAAUUUGAUGAGCUCAUCGUAGAUGUCGCAACGAAACGGAGGCAGUAUCCCAGAAAGGUCCUUGAGAGUGUCAUCCAAACCUUGAAGGCACAGCACGCGAGUCUGAAGCAGUAUCACCCUGUUGUACAUCCUCUGGACCUGAAAUGUGACCCUGACCCAGCUUCUCAAAUGGAGGAUUUGAAACGCCGUGGAGAGGCCAUAGCUAAGGAACUGAGCGAGGCCGUGAAGGCUUUUCCUGUGUUACUUGAACAAGGAGAAGGCUUUUCCCAGGUCUUAAAGAUGAGGCCUGUCAUCCAGCUGCAGAGGAUCAACCAGGAAGUCUUCUCCAGCCUUUACAGGAAAGCAGAUUCCAAGCCUGACAAAUGUGUGACGCGAGUGGAGACCACACCACCAGAGACUGCAGCCAGGAAGGCCUCCGACCUUGUGAUAAAGAGAAAGCAAGCUCCAGACUGUGCCCAGAGAGAGCGCUACCCACUGCGCCUGAAGAGAAUUCAUCUCGAUAUGUGAACUCUGGUUGUUGGGAGCUGAAGGUCAAUGCUGUCAACAUCUGGGUCACAGUCUGAUGCCUGAGUGACUUUAUUUAAAGUAACUGACUGUCCAGGCACAGUGUAUGGCUGUGAUGUCCCGGGAUACGGCUGAGUACCGUACUUCUUCCCUGAGAUCCUGUGCAGUGGGUGAAGAGACGGACGGCCCAGUCCUGCAUAGACCUGUCAGUGGCCUCGGAUGAUACCAGCUCUUGGCCGCCUUGCAGCUGUGUGGCAUCACAGGUGCUCUGAGGGGGAUUCAUGCUACCCUCUCUGUGACACUAUGAGGUGGCUCCCUGCGGCCUGAGAGCUGGCCUUGGCUUCCCAUGGCAGCAUGAUCGUCUCUAGGCAGUUUAUCAGAUGAAUGCACAGAAAGUGGGCCUGGCCUUAGGUUUGGCCAGUGGUCAUUAAUCUGAGGUUUUAGAGUUUUGUAAGAUAAAUGAGAAGGCUAUUAUUUGUGCAGGAAAUAUUCUUAAAAAGAAAACCUCGGGCACGGAGCCUCUAUUUUUUGCCUACAUUUUCAUUUCCAUAAAUCUUUGAACAUGAUUUGACUGGAAACUGAUAAGUUUCUUUUAAAGUUCUUAUUUCCAAAUAGAUCCUUCUAGUGCAAAAUACAUAUUAGGGAUGAUUGACAUGUCAUUUACCACAGAUCUAAGCAGACUAAACUGCCCUAGUUAUGGACGUUGGUAUAUCCGAGAUAAAGUGUCAGACUCAGGCGGUGUCAGCAGGCCUGCACUGAAAUGUGAACACAGCCUCUUACCCCGUGCACUGCAGACAGGCCCGCCGGGCUGCCGUCCGCUUCUGGGCGAGUGUACGCGUGUCAGUUUCAGAGGCGCUUACUGAUGGUGACUUGGAGACCUGCACUGCUGUGCUCACUGCGUCCUGAUGAUCAUAAACAUCACGGUUGUCUGCUUUUCCCACCUGGGAAAGUUUCAUGGCGGUGCUGCCUUCUGGACCUCAGAGCCUGUUUCAGUUACAACUUGAUUCGACUUAGUGUUAAUAACUGUAUGGGGCAGUGUUUGGGUUUUUAAGUAACUUAUGAAGACCAAACUCUUGGCACUGUGCCCUUUCCAGCUAACCAGGCAUUCUGGGCAAUGGCUUUCAUGGGAGAGCAGACAGGUGCACUGCUGCAGAGUGAACUAGCUCCACCCUAAAAGCACUUUGGGACUCCAGAAGGUGACUGUGCCUUUUCUGGCAUUAAAGUGCUGUGAUUGAUUUUGCUUGAGAAGUGCCCAAACAGGCAAGGCUAGGACCGCAGGCUGGGAGGCAAUGUGGUGGGAGUCCACUGAAGCAAGAGCUAUGUAGCAGGGUGGGAGAGUGAGCUUGGGGGCAUCCCUAGGUGGCUCUGCCUGGACCUAUAAAGUCAAAUCGUGAAAGGCCUCUUUCCACACACAGGCUCUGAGGUCAUGUUCAGAGGAGUUUGGAGUGUCUGACACUCCCAGCACCAAUGUGACUCAAGCCCUGUGGCUUAAAGCUCUCCCUUAGUAGUAAGAUCUGAGAGGUGUUUCGUCCUCAGUGCAGAAGCUAGGUGAUCAGAGAGCCCCAGGGAUCCUUGGGGUCCACUUACAACAGGAGUUCUUAGUGGGGGCUAUCUUCCCAGCAGGCCUGUGGUAAUUGUGGAGAUGUUUUUGCCUAUCAUAACUUAAGGUGUGUGUAGCAGGGGCUGGGAAGUAGCGGUGUAUCACUGCCAUCUAGUGACUAGAUAUCCCGGUGGCUGGCGCAGCUAACCAUCUGUCCAAGACCAGUGACGCUGCGGUGGAGAAGCCUGCUGAGGGCAGACCGACCAACAGCAUAACGCGUGUACCAUUACAGUUCCCAGGCAGGCUGGGAAAUGCUGUUUGGCUGUAGUUACCGCUUGUCCACAUACCCCACUGUCAGCCUUCAUAAGACAAACUACAAUGUUUGAUCUUAUAUAAAACCAGACUGUAGAAUACAUGUAAAAAACCCACAAAUAAAAAAAGAAAUGUUAAUUGUGA